AUGCGCCCCUCGCUCAUCCAAUGUUUCCCCCAUCCUUUCACCCGGCAAUGGCCCAACACCGGCAACCCCGUCACCUGUGAGUGCAGACAGCUCUACGCGCUCGUCUCUGUUUGCUGCUGCGUGCCCAACACACACCUGCUCGUGCUGCACGAGUCCAUGCGUGUCACUGGCAACAUGAUCACGUCCAUGCCGAAGGGGCCGAAGUACGUGGACUACCGCGUCACUUCUCGCACCACCGCCGAGGACUUCUGUGGCUUUCUCAUGCGGGCCGAGGCGGCGGCGGCAUCCGGCUCGGCGCACGGCGCAGGUGCGCCGGAGGAGCCCGUCGCCUUCUCCCGGGGUCCGGACGAGGUUUACUCCCCGAUGAGUUUCAACUCUCUGCAGAACAACGAUGGAUUCGAGAGCAAGGCCGCGUCGUCCUCCAAUGCACCGCGGCACCCCGAGGCCGUCGUGUCGCCGGUCGCACGCAGCCGGUCGGCAUCGGGCCAGAGGCAGGUGGUGGUGGUGUGUUUGCAUGGCAUUGCCGAGGCUUCUGCUCCCGUGCAAUCUGCCCUCAUGGAUGUGCUGUGCUUCGAGCAGGUCCGUAGCCACCGUCGAGCCAUGCGGGUGCCCACCCUGCGCGUCGUCGCGUUCUGUUCGUGUCGCAACUUUGCGUUGCUCCUGCCCGAGCCGCUGCGGGCCGCCUUCACCCUCUCCACCUACGUCUCCACGCUCUCCAUUGAAAGCGCGGUGGUGCUGCAGACAAACACCGUGGCCUCCUCCAACAUUGUCAACAAACGCUACAUGCUAGAGGUGAUGACGUCGCCAGACGGGCAGUCGCUGCUGGAGACGGUCACCCUCUCCGCCUCCGUUCUGCGGUAUCUGCGGCACCUGCUGCUUGUGGUGCGGGGCAGCUUCAGCGCGACCCUCUCCCCGGGCGCCCUGGCGCUGCGUCGCCUUUCGCGCUGGGCCACCGUGCUGCGUGCCAUGGCCGUGCUCUUCAUGCCGGACGAGACUUUUCUCCGCUCGCGAGCCCUGCACAUCCGCCCAGCCCACCUGCAGAACUACACCACACGGGCAUCCACCAUCGCCACCGCCGAACGCGUCUCCCACCCGACGUCGCACCGGAUUGCUGGCAGUGCCGCACACCGCCCAACGAGCCCGGAAGCGCGGAAUGGCGGUACGAGCAAUGGGGGUGCCGGGGGUGGGAACGGCGUGGCUGCACCACAGCAGGAGCAACAGCAGCACAACGCGGGGUCACCGUACACCGCCUCGGCAACGCGUCGCGCCAUCGGGGGGGCGGUGGUGGACGAAUCAGAGGACACGGAGGAUUCGUCCGGCCCCAGCCCUAUCGAGUCCUUCAGCAAUGUGGUGGUGUCGCCGUCGGAUGUGGCGUGUGCGCUGAGCUGCCUUCUGGGCCACCUCAUGACCAUCCCGCGGGAGAUGGUGCCGAGCGAGGAAAUCAUUACCGCUACGAAUGCCAUGCUGGGGCCGACGGGUGGGUCGAGCACCGUGGUGGACGCCUACGCGAACAUGCUGGACACGCAGCGGCGGGGUAAGGGUGGCUUCUCGUUUCAAGAUCCGACGAUGUGGGACGCGGUGGCGGCCAGCUGGUCGCUGCGUCAUCUGCACAGCAUUACCGACCCCGUUCAAGAGCUUGCGGACACCAUCGGUGGUUCAUUUAUCAGCACGGGUCUUGCACAGUCGUACAUGGCGAACAACCUCAAUGGAACCCUCCAAAGUACUGCAAACGGAACCUUCAAUGCACUUUUCGCUGGAACCGUCAAGGGGACCUUCAACGAAACCAUGCUCGCCGAGCGCGGAGGCGAUUUUCGAAAUCUGCACGCGAGUUACUCUAGCAGUCCUGGGCAAGAAACGCUGGCGCCGGGCAGCGCAUCGGUGUCGCGCGAGGCACCUUCCCGCACGCUGAACAACCGCCCGUUGACCUCGUUGGCGGAUUUGUGGAAGAGCGGUGUGGCGGACACGUUUGACUUGCUGGACGCCGCCUCCACCCCCAUGUUGGACUACUGGGAAGUCCGCGAGGUGAUGCGGGCAACGCUAAUCUGCCGCAGCGCGCCGGCCCCGGGUUAG
Messenger RNA from Leptomonas pyrrhocoris, 2070 nucleotides. RefSeq lists its product as hypothetical. NCBI's taxonomy places the organism in Eukaryota, Euglenozoa, Kinetoplastea, Trypanosomatida, Trypanosomatidae. The record is from RefSeq and is a predicted model, not a curated record. Bases 1 to 2070 code for a protein of 689 amino acids. The transcript has a single exon.